Molecule: messenger RNA, 1753 nt
Organism: Rhopilema esculentum
Lineage: Eukaryota; Metazoa; Cnidaria; Scyphozoa; Rhizostomeae; Rhizostomatidae
Product: MIT domain-containing protein 1
Source: RefSeq, a predicted model, not a curated record
CUUUUUCUUUAUUAGUAACAAAUUAUUCAAAUAUUUACCAAAACAGCGACAUAGCCCAAAAGGCGACAGAACCUGUUAAGGUGGUUAUACAGCCAAAGGAAUAUCAUUUAAUGAAACUUCAGUUUUAAAAACAAUCAUGGACGCCGCAGGACAGGUUCUAAAGCGCGCCGUAGAGCUUGAUAACGAGGAAAAGUAUUCAGAGGCACUUGUUUGUUAUCAAGAAGGGAUCGACAUUCUAUUUACCUCUGUUAAGCAAUCAGCAGAUGAUAAAUUCAAGGCAAACGCCCGCCUCAGACUAAACGAAUACAUGAAUCGAGCGGAGCAACUGAAGGAAUUCGUCAGUAACCAAAAGGAAGUUGGUAAAUACCACGAAAAAAUCGAGCUUGAGGCUGGACAAAGAGGAUGCAGCUAUUCAAGAUUAUUUUCAAAAUAUAUUGAUGAGAAACUUACGACAGUCAGAAUUCAAGAUCCCUACAUAAGAACUCACCAUCAAAUUAUGAACCUUUUAAGAUUCUGUGAACUUCUCAUUAAAAAGGCGAAGAACCUAAACUGCAUAAAGCUGAUAACGACGGCUGCUGACUUUGAUCAUGCUGCACAACAGUUUGAAAAACUGGAGCAACUUCAGAAAAGCUUGAAAGACCUGAAAGUAAACUUUGAUUUUGAAAUGUUAGAAACUCUACAUGACAGAGAAAUAGAACUUGAUAAUGGAUGGGUCAUAAAAAUAGGCAGAGGACUUGACUAUUUUAGAGCACCUUUGUCAAAAUUUGCAAUUGGAUCUUGGGAUUUUGAUUUGAGAGAGUGCCUGAAGACAACAAUUGAUAUAUACUCAAAGAAAUAGUACCAAUACUUGAUAAAAUAUGUAGCAAAUUAAGAGCUACAAAGCAUUUCAUGAGUUUCAAACAUUUUAAAGGCAGGUAACAAUAGAAAGUAUGACUAAUUAGGUAAAACAAUAGAUAUCUUGCUUUUGGGAACACAAACUUGACAGCUAUGCAAAUUGCAAUAAAAAAUCAAUAAUUUCCUAUAUGACAGUGGUGAUUCUUGCAAGUAACUUGAUUGGCUGUGAGUCAAUUCUAACUUCACUCAAUUUUAGUUCAAAUUGAAUCUAUAAAUUAUUGCAUAAUAGUUUAAAUGCAUUUCAAGUAAGCAAUUUUAUAAUCACUACCAAUAUAUUCCAUUAAAAUAUACACCAGCUUUGUCACUGUAAAUAUUAUUUUUUAUUCUUCUUUCUUUAUAUCAUUAGGACUUUGUAAAUCGUGAAUUCAAUUGUCUGUUCAUUUUUCUAAGAAUUGCUGGAUUUAGCAAAGUUUUUUGUUGUACAACACAAGUUUUCUUAUUAAAUGAAGGAAAUUUGUGUUUUUGAAUAUUAUUCAUCUUUGAGCUAUUAAAUAACCUUGUGUCUAGGAACUGGAAUAAGACAUAAUGAGGCAAAAUAAAUCUGUUGAAGAUAAAAGUCAGUAACAAUGCAAUAUGACGACAAGAAUCUGAUGUUGUAUAAUAGAAUUUUAAGAUAAAUUUAGUAUAGACUAAUGCUCCAGCAUACAUAAAUUCAUCUGUGUGAAUGAAACAAAAAGGUAGAUGAAUUUGAAAUUUGCAAUAAUGAUGCCCCAUUGGUUGAUGUUAGAAUGACAUGAAUGCAGCAUAACAGAGAAAAAUGGGAUGAAGGAGGUGGAAAUCUGAUUGAGGGCACAGUAGGGGUUUACAUUUGAGAGGGUUAGAAUAUUAUUUUCCUAAAACUCUGUCCUAUCCCUCUUAU